AGGAAGAGAGUAAGUCAGCCGUUGGGAGGGGGAACCGGAAGCCGCUGUUGGUGUUUGUCAGUGUAUUUGUUUAGCAGUUGUUUAUCUGUCGCUGGUUUUUUGAGUUGUCGGUGGAUUGCGGCGGAAUUCCGGCUCGUCGGUGGUUCGCGGCGGCGUCUGGGAGCUGCUGGCUGUUCGGGUGUGGGUUCGGUGGCCCCUCCUGCUGUGCAGCCGUGAGCUGAACUUCCCGUUGCGGGAGACGGAGCGGGGGGGAAACGGGAAGCAGUGUGCGCAGGACGGGACGGAGCUCAACAGGACGGCGGUGAAAAACGACUCGUUUGUUUGAGUGGCUGGCGGAAAGCGCUAGAAUCCGCCAUUGCGGUGUGCUGUGUGUGUUUUGUCGGCGGCUCGACGCCAGUGACAGCGCGCCUGACUGCAGCGGAGCGGCUUUAAUGGCCCCGGCGCCUCGGUAGAGUCUCUGUUCCUCCCCCCGACGGAGGACCCUCGCUCGGAGUGACUCGGGCGCUGUCCUCACCGGGGGGUUGGGCUCUGUUCUGCUUGUUUUCCCCUCUUUGUUUUUAAGUGAACCCGCUUGUUGGACUCGGAGCCGCGGGCCGGGUCUCUCCAGCAGCAGCAGCAGUGAGGCUGUCCGACUCCGAGCCGCUGAAACAUGGCAGGAAACCUGAAGAAAGGCGGCGGCGGACUCAUCGGGAUGAUGAAGGACGCGUUUCAGCCUCACCAUCACCUCCAUCACUCCCAUCACCAGCCCGGAGCUGUGGACAAAAAGACGGUGGAGAAGUGCUGGAAGCUCAUGGAUAAGGUGGUGCGAUUAUGCCAGAAUCCGAAGCUGGCCCUCAAGAACAGCCCUCCAUACAUCCUGGACCUGCUACCUGACACCUACCAGCACCUUCGUACCAUCCUGUCACGCUAUGAAGGAAAGAUGGAGACUCUGGGCGACAACGAGUAUUUCCGUGUGUUCAUGGAGAACUUGACGAAGAAGACGAAGCAGACGAUUAGUUUGUUCAAAGAAGGCAAAGAACGCAUGUACGAGGAGAACUCGCAGCCGAGACGAAACCUGACCAAACUGUCACUAAUCUUCAGCCACAUGCUGGCCGAGCUCAAAGCCAUCUUUCCCAACGGGCUGUUCCAAGGGGAUAAUUUCAGGAUCACGAAGGCAGAUGCAGCAGAAUUCUGGAGGAGAUCAUUUGGAGACAAGACGAUCGUCCAGUGGAAGGUUUUUCGACAAGCACUGCACGAGUUUCAUCCAAUCAGCUCUGGUUUAGAGGCCAUGGCCCUCAAGUCGACAAUAGACCUCACCUGUAACGACUACAUCUCGGUGUUUGAGUUCGACAUCUUCACCAGGCUGUUUCAGCCAUGGUCGUCUCUGCUUCGGAACUGGAACAGCCUUGCAGUGACUCACCCAGGAUACAUGGCUUUUCUCACCUACGAUGAGGUCAAAGCUCGCCUGCAGAAGUUUAUCCACAAGCCUGGCAGCUACAUUUUCAGGCUGAGCUGCACACGCCUGGGCCAGUGGGCCAUCGGUUACGUGACUGCAGACGGGAAUAUCCUGCAAACCAUUCCCCACAACAAGCCUCUCUUCCAGGCUCUCAUCGAUGGCUUCCGGGAAGGAUUUUACCUGUUCCCUGAUGGCCGUACUCAGAACCCGGAUCUCACAGGGCUGUGCGAGCCCUCACCACAAGACCAUAUCAAAGUCACACAGGAGCAGUACGAGCUCUACUGCGAAAUGGGCUCGACUUUCCAGCUGUGCAAGAUCUGCGCUGAGAACGACAAGGAUGUGAAGAUUGAGCCUUGCGGCCACCUCAUGUGCACGUCUUGCCUCACUGCAUGGCAGGAAUCCGAGGGCCAGGGAUGUCCUUUCUGCCGCUGCGAAAUCAAGGGCACGGAGCCCAUUGUGGUUGACCCCUUCGACCCCAAGGACAACAGUGGAGGUUCCUAUGGGGGCUGCAGGAGCAUGUUCGGGGCAGAAGGGGCACCUUCGCCGAGCUACGAUGAUGAUGACGACGACCGACUGGAAGACCCCCACCUCAUGAUGAGCAAGCUGGCUUGUGCUAAAGUAGAGAGGCCUCCAUCCCCGUUGUCAAUGCCACCCCAAACAUCUUUACCUCCAGUACCUCCACGUCUAGACCUCAUCCCACACAGACCGCCGAACCCUCCAGGCGCCUCCAGUCCCGGGGCCACGUCGAAGGCUUCCGCACAUCACAAAGACAAGCCAUUGCCUCUGCCUCCAGCUCUGCGAGACCUGCCCCCUCCUCCUCCUCCAGAGCGGCCUCAUUCCGCUGGGGCCGAUGGUCGGAUCCUGAGACGGCCUCUACCCUGCACACCCGGAGAACCACCUCGUGAUAAACCACCUCCUACUCCGCCUAACCGCGGCGUGGCUGACUGGAACCUGCGCCCAGUCCCCAAAGCUCCCUCCCAGAUGCCUGCUGUCGGAGGAGAGACCCGUGGGUCACGAGAGCUCUCGAACCGGCACUCCCUUCCGCUCGCCCUGCCCUCGGCUCUUGAUGGCCAGCGGAACAGCAACUCUGCCGGUCUCGAGCAGCAGCUGUGUUUUGGUGCAACAGCCUCUGGAACUGAGUACGACAACCCAAAAGUGAAGCCGUCUGCAUCAGCCAAUGCCAUUUAUUCACUUGCAGCCAGCAGACCCCUUCCUGCAGUGAAGCAGUUCUCUGGCGAGGAUGGCUGUGAGAAUAAUGAUGAGGAUUCUGACUACAUGACUCCCAGCUCUCUGCCUGUGCUGGCCACCAUGACUCCUUCACUGGGGGAGGCAGUGCCCAGGCCUCACCACCCCAACAACCUUAACUCCAGGAGCCUGCUCGGUGAGCUUGACCCUGAAAGCCUGCAGAUGUAUGAAGCCAUGUACAACAUCCAGGCCCAGGCCCUCAGCGCCACUCUGCCUUAUCAAGCCAGUGAUUCAGACUACUCGGAGCUGCCUCCGACGGCGAGCAGCAACGGGCCGCAGCAGGCGGAGUGUGAAGAGGAGGAGGAGAACGGCUACGACAUUCCCAAACCGCCUCUCCCAAUCGCUCGACGCACACUCUCCGAGGCGAGCAACUCAUCCUCUAUGUUCAGCCGUCUGUCUGUGGACAGCGAGCUGGGAGCAUCAGUCUUGUUCGACUCUGUCGAAGCUCCCGAACGGCCUCCGAAACCCCUGCCACGCCGCAUCAACUCGGACCGCAGGCCGAGCCCUGUCCCUCCCGGCGCCGCCGCCGCCGCCCCCAUGUCCUCCAGCAACCCGCAGAUCAGCAGCGAGAUUGAGUUGCUCAUGAGCCAGGGCUACUCCCACCAGGACAUCCAGAAAGCUCUGAUGAUCGCGCAGAACAACAUCGAGAUGGCCAAGAAUAUCCUGCGUGAGUUUGUGUCCGUCCCUUCCACGGCACACAUCCUCACAUAGCAGCCCUUCCCGCUCCAGAGCGAGUCCGAUCUCUCCCUCUCUUUGCUCCAGGGCUGUCGUUCAUGCGUGAGGCGCAGACCCUAUCCAGCUCCUGCAUGCUGUUCGCCAGCAAGAGCAUCGUUCUUGAAGUCCGCCUCAUGGCAUUGCACAGCCACUGAGGCUUUUAGUCAAACCCAAGCAAGGACACGCUUUUUAUUUAUAUAUAUAUAUAUAUAUAUAUAUAUAUAUAUAUAUAUAUAUAUAUAUAUAUAAUGUAAUUUAUGAGUCCAUAUAGUUAAUAUAUACCCAUUUUAAGGAUGGCGAGGUUUAGGGGUCGGUCCAGAGUGAGUGAGAUGGCUGGGGAAAGGGAAGGACUCCUCUGUACUGCUGUUCUGUCGCGUGGAAAACUGCAGCUGAAUGUUUGCUGGUGUCAAAUUGUGUUGUUCUGGUACUUUCUUGAGGCGUUUUUGUCAUUUUCUAAAGUGGCAUGGCAUGAGUGACAGUCCCCCGUACUCCGACCUGAUACCGAUCUGAUGUAACAUCACGUACCGGUGAUGUGCCGUCGUUUUCAGGUGCGUGCGUGUUAGUAAUAUGGUUGUGUGAUGUCAGUGGACGCUGCCAGUUGAAAUUGGCUUUAACCAUCAUCAGUCACUUGCAUUGCCUCUGCUGCUGUGUAGCAUUACUGUAACUGAUUAUAUAUAUAGAUAUAUGUUUAUAACGCAGAAUUGGAUAUCGCAGCCUCUCGUGUGAAUCCCGUUACAUCCGACCCGGCGACGGUUUUUAGAUUUCCUGCUCCGGAAGCGCGGCCGUUUCCCGAAAGAAACCCGACGCCUUUCUCCGAGCCCUGAAGUGUCGUAAGCUUCGUUCUGUCUGUAUGUCGUUACUCUGAUGGUGACUGAAGGGCUUUUAUACGUGUGCUUUUUCUAGAGUGUUCAACAGAUUAGUGAGGAGUUGGACACAAAGUCCGAGGCAAGGAAGUGUUCGCUUGUACAGUUUCCGUGUUAAAUCAGGACUGAAGUCACGGCGAUUUCGGUGAGAUUUUGUCUGAAGCUGUUCAUCUAAGUGAUUAUUAUUAUUAUUAUUAUUGUUGUAUUACUUGUUUUUUUUUUAUUAUUAUUAUUAUUAUUAUUAUUAUUAAUUCAGAAGUGCUUUACUGCUGCUACUCUUGUUAGUGCUAAACAAUUAAGCCUUAAAUGUAUAUUUGUGAAUAUUGUGUUUAACCUGUUUUAAAGUGACAGUAUCUGUUCGGUUGAAUUUGAUUGAUUUAUGUAGCAUACUUGAACUUGUGAGCAGCUUGUGCAGCUCUGGGCCCAGGCAGGCUUCCGUCCAUUUUUUUUCUUUUUCUUUCCACUUCGGAAUCGCUUUGGGUUUCGUGUUCAGGGCGUAGAGACGUCGGCGCCGUCACUGGACGUACGUCACGUACGCAAAACGAGUAAAAGCAUACGGACGAACACAUCGUCGCAGAAAACCUCGUACUUGUUUUUUUUUCUUGGCGGUUUCGAGGUUUCAGUUGUUGGCUUAUCUCUCAAACAUGGGACGGUUUCAUGUUUGUCUCCCUCUUUCCCCCCCUUCCUCAGGAAUACUGUACAUCCACACAGACUCUAUCAGUAUUGAACGGGAAAUGAAAUGCACCCAUGUUCUUAUUCAGGGCAGAAGCACUGAAUGACUACUUUGAAGACUAAUUUCGACACGUCGAUUCAUUCAUGACGUCGGCUUUCCUCGGAUGUGCUCGGAAAUUGGACAAGCUGUCAGACGCACACUGCGUGCGUGUGCGUGUCGUACACGAUGAAAAUGGCGAAAUUGCUAGCUUAUGAAGCCCUGGAGGAAAUUGUUCACCUGUACAUGCUGUUUGGUUUGUUUGUUUUUUUCUUUCCCCUCCGAGAUAUUGCACUGGCAUAGCAGGUACUUCCGUAAUAUGAAGCUUGUAGGUACAACCUUGUUAACCAGAAAGGAAAAUGAUCUAGCAGGUUUUCUUUCUGACAUGGCAAGCAGGUGAUGAUUCCUAGUUCAGUAUUUUCGUUUGCACCAUGUGAAGUUUAGUUUUCAGAUCAGAGCUCUUUUUUUUUUUUUUUUUUUAAUUCUGUUUACUGUAUUUCUUGUCAAUGUUGUAUAUCGUGUGUGUGUGUGUGUGUGUGUUGCAAGAUUUCACACCGUAUACCAAUUUGUGCUCCGAUACUGUCACUUUAAAAUCAAGCGUAUAAAGUUACUUAUAUAUAGAAUAUGUGGAAACGGCUGUCCGAUUUCGUUUUGCAUUCCUGUACAUGUUUUUUUUGGUUUUUUUCCCCUGAUGUGAAUAAUACUGUGAGCAGUGCCAUAUGUCUAGAAAAUGUCCGAAAUGAUGUUCUGCUGCCCAGAUUAAGGCCUUGUGAACGAGCGAACGUGUCCUGGUGUAAGUGAUCUGUUGUGUUUUCACUCCGCCCCCAAAGUGUUGCUCAAUGCUUCUGAAGCUUUUGCAGUGACGUCAUGCUGAAUAGCUGUCGACUGGAACUUUAGACCACACGAGGGCGUGCUUUCCUCAUUUUGCAAGUGUUUUUCUUCUAUUUUUUUCUGACUCGUGUCACUUUGGACAGUGCUAUGCUGUCUGAUCAAACAAAGAGAAGCAAAGAUGAUGUCCUCAGUCUCUAAUUUUCGGUACUGUUCUGGUACAGAGGCUGGUACAGGUGUCCAACCGGUGCUGUAUGAGUAACCCUGUAAAAACACGAUGAUAACGUCUGCAUCGAAACAAAGCUUCAGGUGAACUGCUGAAUCUGGGUUUUAAAGAGGUCAGUGUUAAAAGGUAAACGUGCUGGAAGCGCAUGUCGUUUAACAUCAGACGCUCGUGAACGUUCUUCACCACCGUCAGUCAGUCGUCGCCUUUCAUAAGAAUCGAGCGCUCCGGACUCUCGGCCCUCCUCAACGCCGGGAGUCCGGCUCGGAGAUUUGCUUCACCUUCGUGAUCAUAAACUGCCGUCUCUUUCAGUGCCAUGAUCCUCACCGUUCUUCAGAAACGUGCGUCUUUUAGAGUUUAACACUCCUUUCAGUUACAGUAGGUUCGAUUAGCGAUGUGAUCUCUCAGCCUCUCACUGGAGGAAAUUGGUUGCACAAGUUCAUUUAAGGUUUUUUGUUGCAUUUUCUUCAUGUCAAAGCCAAAUAAGUUUGGAUAUAUUGUAUUAAAUAGACAUUUUUAUCUCACACACACACACACACACACACACACACACACAUAGUGUUGGGCCAACAAAUUUACACGUUUAGGAGAAAGAAAUGUUCUGUAAUAGUUUGAACGGAGCUACCAUUAUAAAUCAAGCAUUUCCAGACUGUGUGUGUGCGCGCGCUUUUUAAAGCAUCGUUGUAAAAACUGGAAAGCAUUAGAGUGCAAAUGAAAUAGGACACGUUCCCUCUCCCAGUCGCUUGUGUGUUGUUUCCUUUUGUCAAGAUAUAAAGACUAAUGAUAUUUAUUAAUGUUGAUGUACUCCAACCCAGAGAUCCCUCCUUCAUAAAAAUCACAAAUUUUGAAUUUCUGUUAUUAAAGCCAUUUUGAAAGAA
Molecule: messenger RNA, 6895 nt
Organism: Neoarius graeffei (lesser salmon catfish)
Lineage: Eukaryota; Metazoa; Chordata; Actinopteri; Siluriformes; Ariidae
Gene: cbl
Product: Cbl proto-oncogene, E3 ubiquitin protein ligase
Exons: 16
Coding region: 650-3391 (913 amino acids)
Biological process (GO): cell surface receptor signaling pathway; negative regulation of epidermal growth factor-activated receptor activity
Cellular component (GO): membrane raft; plasma membrane
Molecular function (GO): calcium ion binding; SH3 domain binding; ubiquitin protein ligase activity
Source: RefSeq, a predicted model, not a curated record